This is a messenger RNA of Cuscuta campestris, 357 nucleotides long. NCBI's taxonomy places the organism in Eukaryota, Viridiplantae, Streptophyta, Magnoliopsida, Solanales, Convolvulaceae. The record is from the annotation of a GenBank genome assembly.
GUCAUUCCUUCUCGCUAUCAUCCACGAGAGGAGAGAUUGGAUAUAUAUACUCGGAUUGGGUGCUAUCCAGUCCGAGUUGUUCUUGGAGAUGACGGCAAGCAUCGAUUCGCUGCCGAGAAUGGAUGGAGAUGCUUUCUCCAUGACCACCACUGCCAAAAUCUUUGGCAUAUUCUGUUCAAAAAAUUAUCAGAGGCAGCAUGCAAAGCCAUUGUGAUUUCGACCCUUGGUUCAGAAGUUGACUACCCAAUAAGAAUUCCUGAUUAUGAUUCUGAUGAAGAUGAUGUUACAGAUGAUGAUGAUGACGUCUUUGUUUGCAAGUUGGAAGAAUCGCACUUUCGGGAGUCAUUCGAGAAGCUG